AUGGUCUUCAAACCCUUCAAGUCCCCUUUGAUUAGGAACCCUGCCCCAUCCUCAGAAUCACUCGAAGAGCCCAUCCGCCCUACCAAAAAGCCCCGCCUCGGAGACGAAUCGACAUCCGACGAGGCACGAUCCACACCAAUAGCCAGCCGAAAGCCACUCAUUCAAGUCAAGAACCUAGGAUCAGACAGUGCAACGCAGUCAUCGGCUGGAGAAUUGGACAGAGAUGUCAAAGCCGGCGAAAGAUACUUCAAUGUCCUUUGGCGCAAACCGACGGCCAAAAAGCACAAAACAUGGGAUGGAGAUGGAAUUCUCUCCUUCCGCGGAGGUCUAGUCCAUCUACGGGAUACUGCAGGGAAGGAGAUGGGACGGAGGACGCACGAAUCCGACCUCGAGCCCGGCACGACGUUAUCUAUCUCCGGCAAAGAUGUCGAGAUAGACUCGGAGAUAACCCGCAAGGAAUACUUCUCCGGCAGGAGCCCCCCCGCUCGCAAGAAAGGCGAAGUCCGCAAGCCGACGGCCGCUGAGCGGACCGAGUCCCUGAAGCGCUCGCUGGCUCUGGUGACCAAUCCCAACGCGAACCCUGGAAAGGCACCUGCCGCCUUCGCGGCGUACAAAAAACCGCUACUUGAGAAUACAGUUAUUGCCAAGGCUCCGGGAAAAGUCGUUCCGCGUCACGAUCCCAAGGCACCUGGCGCGUUGGUUAUGCCGAGGCCGAAGUCUGUGCCGAAGGGAACACAAGUUGUCGAUGUUGUUGUUGAUCCUCUGUUGGCCAAGAAUCUGCGGCCGCACCAGCGCGAGGGUGUGCGGUUCUUGUACGAGUGUGUGAUGGGUAUGCGGUCGUUCAAUGGCGAGGGUGCCAUUCUUGCGGACGACAUGGGCUUGGGAAAGACAUUGCAGACUAUCGCGCUGCUUUGGACUCUGCUGAAGCAGAAUCCUGUUUUUGAAGCACCACCUGUGAUCAAGAAGGCUUUGAUUGUUUGCCCUGUCACUCUUAUCAAUAACUGGCGGAAGGAAUUCCGCAAGUGGCUCGGUAAUGAGCGCAUUGGGGUUUUUGUCUUUGAUGAUAAGAGCAAGCGUCUCACUGAUUUCACCAAGGGUCGGGCUUACAGUAUUAUGAUUGUCGGAUAUGAGAAGCUCAGGACGGUUCAGGAAGCUUUGGCGAAUAGUUCUGGAGUCGAUAUCAUCAUUGCAGAUGAAGGCCACCGGCUCAAAACCCUGCAGAACAAGAGUGGUAUGGCUAUUCAGUCGCUCAGUGCUACGAAGAGAGUCAUUCUUUCAGGCACGCCGAUUCAGAAUGACCUGAAAGAGUUCUUUGCAGCCGUGGAUCUGGUCAACCCGGGUAUUUUGGGCAGUUUCAAGUCCUUCGUCCGCGAUUUUGAAACCCCAAUCAUUCGCAGCAGACAGCCAGAAGCAACAAGAAAGGACAUCGAGAAAGGAGAAUCUAGAGGCGAGGAAUUGCGAGAGCUCGCCUCCAAGUUCAUGCUCCGCCGAACAGCAGACAUCUUGGCCAAAUACCUCCCCCCAAAGACCGAAUAUGUCCUCUUCUGCAAACCCACCCGUCCCCAGGCAAGCAUCUACAAAGCCGUCCUCGCGUCCCCAAUCUUCCAAUCCGCAAUGGGCAACGCGGAGAGUGCCCUGCAGCUCAUAACCAUCCUUAAAAAGCUGAGCAACAGCCCAUCCCUCCUAUCCGCCAAAAACAACGACGGCACCCCAAACGAAACGAUAGCCUCCCUCAUCGCCUCCAUUCCUCAGCCUCUCCACCGCCACCUUUCCCCCUCUUCCAGCGCCAAGAUCCGCGUCCUCGACCAACUCCUCGACACCAUGCGCAACAAAACAGAUGAGAAAAUCGUCCUCGUCUCAAACUACACCUCAACGCUCUCCCUCCUCGCAAACCUCCUCACCUCCCUCGGCCUCCCCUAUCUCCGUCUAGACGGCAGCACCCCAGCUCAAAAACGCCAAGGCCUAGUAGAUGACUUCAACCGCCUCCCAGCAUCUUCCUGCUUCGCCUUCCUCCUCUCCGCAAAAGCAGGCGGCACAGGCCUCAACCUCAUCGGCGCCAGCCGUCUUAUCCUUUUCGACGUCGACUGGAACCCCGCAACAGACAUCCAGGCCAUGGCGCGUAUCCACCGCGAUGGCCAGAAACGACCUUGUCGCAUCUACCGUGUUCUGCUCAAGGGCAGUCUGGAAGAGAAGAUCUGGCAGAGACAAGUUACGAAACUCGGACUUGCGGACAGUGUCAUGCAGGAGAAGAGUAAGAGUAAUAGCGCGGCCCAGUUCUCUGCUGCGGAACUGAGGGAUCUAUUCCGUCUUGACGAGGAGCGGGCUUGUCAGACGCAUGAGUUGUUGGGGUGUAAGUGUGGUGGGCGGGGCGUUGUAUCUGACUCGGCUGUUUCAUCUGGUGCCGCGACGCCGGCUACUCUUCAAGGAGCUUCGGACGGGGAAUUGUCGAUUCCGGAAGAUGAGGAUUAUGAUUCUGACGAGUCCUUGCCUCUGCCUUCUUCGCUUAUCAAGGCUUCUGAGGUUGAUAUGGAGAAGCAGGAACUGGCUAUUCGGGACGGGAGUUAUCGUGAUAAGAUGGCGAAGGGGAAGAAGGGAUCGAGUGACGAGGAGGAGGAUUCCAAGAGUCCGAAGGAUAAGAUGCAUCAGUCUUUGGCGCAGUACUCCCAUAUCGACCCGUCUCUGCUUGCAGCUGAUCCUGACUCUGGGGCUGAUGUCGAAGAUGAGGAGCUUGAGGCUGCUAUUGAUGAUGAUGUGCUUGUCGCCAUGCUGAAAGAUGAGUGUAAUUUGAUUGGGUAUGUCUUCAAGAAGACUAAUGGUGCGGAGAUAGAGAGUUAG
Penicillium bovifimosum is the source of this 2835-nucleotide messenger RNA. RefSeq names its product DEAD/DEAH box helicase. The record is from RefSeq and is a predicted model, not a curated record. Gene Ontology annotation, molecular function: ATP-dependent chromatin remodeler activity; ATP binding; DNA translocase activity. The transcript is spliced from 3 exons. The coding region runs from base 1 to 2835 and encodes 944 amino acids. Gene Ontology annotation, biological process: double-strand break repair via homologous recombination; reciprocal meiotic recombination. Lineage: Eukaryota; Fungi; Ascomycota; Eurotiomycetes; Eurotiales; Aspergillaceae. Gene Ontology annotation, cellular component: nucleus.